This is a messenger RNA of Thlaspi arvense, 477 nucleotides long. NCBI's taxonomy places the organism in Eukaryota, Viridiplantae, Streptophyta, Magnoliopsida, Brassicales, Brassicaceae. The record is from the annotation of a GenBank genome assembly.
AUGUUACUUCUCAGUUAUCACAAGUUCAACGAGGCGCAGAGAGAACAAUCGGUGUUGAAUCGGUUGAAACAAGGAGAGAUCGUUGCACUUAUCAGCGAUGCAGGGACUCCGGGAAUUAGUGAUCCUGGUACUCAACUUGCGAAAAUGUGUGCGAGAGAGAAUAUCGAUGUCAUUCCGAUCCCUGGGGCUUGCGCUUUUUGGAGGGGUUCGCUAGGGGAAGCCAAGCAAGAGUUUCUGAUUCGCCAGCCAAAAGGAGAAAUCACGCUUUUGAUUGAAGGAAAGGAAGAAACCAAAGCUGAUAAUCCAACGGAUACUGAAGUCGAAGAAGAGUUAAGAGUGCUGAUCUCUGACGGACAUAGCCUUUCCACGGCGGUGAAAACAGUGGCGGAAAGAACAUCAAUGAGAAAGAAAGAGGUAUAUUCGUUGGCAUUGAAGAAAUUUGGGAAGCAGAUUCAGGUAGAAGAUGAAGAUGAUUAG